GAUAUUUGCUGUAACGAUUUUGAACCUUUUGAGUAGCCCGCCGAAGCAACAGUACGAGAUUGUGCAGAAAGCGGGGAGGAAUUGCGUUAGCACCGGCUGCAAGGAAGCCGAAGUUGAAGACGCGCAGGACGUUGGCUCCCGACUUCGCUGUCGCUUUCCAGUUUCGAACAGGAGGCAGAGCACUGAGGAAGAGGUAUUCUGCACCGGUUUCCCCGACGAGUUACAAGGGCGAGUGAACAAAUUCCCAUCAGCUCAGACACUGAUAUCGUUCCCAGUGUGCUAUAGAUAGGGCUCAUGGCAGAUAAAACGGUGGUGGUUACCGGGGCAAAUGGAUUCAUUGCAUCUUGGUUAGUGAAGUUGCUCCUGGAGCGUGGAUACAAUGUGCGGGGUACGGUUCGGGAUCCCAAGGAUGAGAGUAAAUUGCGCCACUUGCUUGAAUUGCCUGGAGCUCAAGACAGGCUUGUACUGUACAGAGCAGAGUUGAUGGCGGAGGGCGACUUCGAUGAAGUGGUCGAUGGGGCGGAUUGUGUUAUGCACACUGCAUCAAAAGUAUCUGCUGACUUUGUUGACGAUCCCUACAAAGAGAUCGUGGAUCCCGCCGUGAAGGGAACGUUGAAUGUGCUGAAGUCGGCUGCGAAGACGAAGACAGUGAAGAGGGUGGUGUACACAUCAUCGAUGUCAGCUGUAGUUUGCAGCGACAGAUUCGUCAACAGAUCAGAGGACGACGUAGUGGAUGAGACCUGGUGGACCGACCCCGACUUCUGUCAGAAGCUCGAAAUGUACUACCAUCUCGGUAAGACGCUUGCAGAGCGAGCAGCCUUUGAGUACGCUAAAGAUGCUCCAUUUGACCUGGUUUCCAUCGUGCCAUGCACGGUUCUCGGAGGCUUGAUGCAAGAGACUGUAAACUGGAGCAGCAGCGAGGUCCUGAGAAUCCUUCAGGGCAUACAAAAGCAGGAGGAUGACAUGAUAAUUCCCACCAACGUUGCGUUUGUGGACGUUGAGGAUGUUGCGACGGCUCAUAUUCUCGCGAUGGAAAAUUCAAAUGCAGAAGGGCGACACUUGGCAGUGUCGGAAAGUGUGACCAUCGAUUAUAUUGCUUUGUUGCUGGCCAAGCUCUACCCACAGUACAAGAAUGUACUGAAGCCCGAUAUGAAAGGCAUGGAUGAAGCAACUUUCAGCAAGCCACUGUUCAAGUUCUCAAAUGAUAAGCUGAAGCAUUUGGGCUUGAACUUCACUCCGAUAGCAGGAAUCGUCAAGAAAACCGUGCAAAGCCUACAGCAGUUUAAUCUGGUGUAACAGAAACAUAGGUCAAUAACAGGCUUGUAACGAACGUGUAAGUGGCGACCAAAUCUAUCUCUGAAGGACACUUGUCCCAAGAUAUUGACGGACGAAUUUUCUUAUUGAAUUUGUGUGAUAUUUCUAGAGGAGCCUCAAUGAUAUACAUCAGAGUAGCGACAUACAUGUAUCUAGGUUGUGCACAUCUUAUUGUGGGGAAAAUGGCUCGUCUUUUAUUGUGGAAGACACUUGACAAUACAAUGCAGACAACUGCACUGUAUGAUCAUGAACUUGAAGUGAGACUCUUCUUUUCCCUACUGUUUGUCUCAAGUUGCCAACAAAUUCCGACAAAAAACUCUACGGCAGAUCUUGAAAUC
Messenger RNA from Marchantia polymorpha subsp. ruderalis, 1652 nucleotides. Lineage: Eukaryota; Viridiplantae; Streptophyta; Marchantiopsida; Marchantiales; Marchantiaceae. The record is from the annotation of a GenBank genome assembly.